Molecule: messenger RNA, 1749 nt
Organism: Vanderwaltozyma polyspora DSM 70294
Lineage: Eukaryota; Fungi; Ascomycota; Saccharomycetes; Saccharomycetales; Saccharomycetaceae
Gene: ATG18
Product: phosphoinositide binding protein ATG18
Exons: 1
Coding region: 1-1749 (582 amino acids)
Biological process (GO): autophagy of mitochondrion; protein lipidation; protein localization to phagophore assembly site
Cellular component (GO): fungal-type vacuole membrane; cytosol; extrinsic component of membrane
Molecular function (GO): phosphatidylinositol-3-phosphate binding; protein binding; phosphatidylinositol-3,5-bisphosphate binding
Source: RefSeq, a predicted model, not a curated record
AUGUUGAUUGAUUAUCCUCCCACCAUUAAUUUUAUUAAUUUUAAUCAGACCGGUUCUUGUAUUUCCAUUGCUACUGAUGAUGGAUUUAGUAUUUAUAAUUGUGAUCCCUUUGGUAAAUUUUAUUCUCAAAAGAAGUUGUUUCAGAAAGAUGUGUCGGCAUCAGAUUCUGUAAAUGUUACUUUGAAUAAUGAUGGGAAAGGUGAUAGUUAUUCUAUAGUAGAGAUGUUAUUUUCUACAUCCCUUUUAGCAGUUGUUGGGUUGGGGGAUCAACCUGCAUUAUCUCAAAGAAGACUAACUAUGAUCAAUACAAAGACGUAUUCAAUUAUAUGUGAAGUUACGUUUCCGUCUGCUAUUCUUUCUGUUAAAAUGAAUAAGUCCAGGUUAGUCGUUUUAUUGAGGGAUCAAAUUUAUAUCUACGAUAUCAAUAAUAUGAGGUUAUUACAUACUAUUGAAACUACAUCAAAUAAAUUGGGAAUUAUUUCGAUAUCGUCUUCUCCUUCUCCUGACCAUAACAUGUAUCUGGCAUAUCCUUCACCUCCAAAAUUCAUCAACUCAGACAUAAAAUCGAAUUUGACCACUAAUAAUAUUUCCAUUGCAUCGAGCUCAUCGUCUCAAGUUGAGCCGCCUUUAAAUCCACAACAGAGGUCUAAUUUUAGUGGGAACACGCUGGAGACUAUCCAAGAUGGGAAAAGCUACGAUGGUAGCAAUAACAGUAAUAACGGUAACAAUAAUAAUAAUAAUAAUAAUAAUAAUAAUAAUAAUAAUAAUAAUAAUAAUAAUAAUAAUAAUAAUAAUAAUAAUAGCAAUAAUGAAGAAAAUUCUAAUUCUAAAUCAUUUCAACAAACAGGCAUAACCGGAAGUAGCAAUAGCACCAUAAUGAAGAAUGGUGAUGUGAUACUUUUCGAUUUACAAACAUUGCAACCUACAAUGGUUAUUGAAGCUCAUAAAGGUCCCAUUGCAGCUUUGACAUUGAGUUUUGAUGGUUCUCUUUUGGCAACAGCUUCCGAAAAAGGUACUAUAAUAAGAGUCUUCAAUGUCGAAACCGGUGCUAAAAUAUAUCAAUUCAGAAGAGGUACUUAUCCAACAGAAGUUUACUCAUUAGCCUUUAGCAAAGAUAACCAGUUUUUAGCGGCUACAUCUUCAAGCAAAACUGUUCAUAUUUUUAAAUUGGGGAAAAUUAUGGAAACUAGCAGUGAUGAUAAUAAUAAUAACACAGAUGAUGAUUCUUUAAAUGCUGGCAAUAUAGAUUCUGAAAUUGUAACCAAUCUAUCAUCAGAAAGCCUUACGGAGUCUCAAUCUAAAGAUCCGCAUGUAGAUACAUCAAGAAGUACAGUGGGUCGUAUGAUCAGAAAAUCGUCUCAACAAUUAUCUAGACAAGCAGCAAAAAAAUUAGGCCAAAUUUUCCCACUAAAAGUGGCAUCUAUCUUAGAAUCUUCAAGGCAUUUUGCAAGUUUCAAAUUACCUACUACAGGUUCAGGCGGUGGUAAUUCUACGGGUGCUGGUGGUCAGAUAAAAAGCAUAUCGUGUUUUGGUGAAGAAAUCGAAUUAGAUUCAUCUGAAUAUCCUGAACUAUUUAACCAAGGUCAAGAUACCACGUCCAACAUAUCACAGUCUAAAAAUCCUAAACUCAUGAAGAUGCAACCAAUUAGAAUCGUGUCCUCGGACGGUAAUUAUUACAACUACAUUCUAGAUCCAGAAAGAGGUGGUGACUGUUUAUUAUUGUCGCAAUAUUCAAUCCUAACGAACUGA